Messenger RNA from Zeugodacus cucurbitae (melon fly), 1158 nucleotides. RefSeq lists its product as uncharacterized. The record is from RefSeq and is a predicted model, not a curated record. NCBI's taxonomy places the organism in Eukaryota, Metazoa, Arthropoda, Insecta, Diptera, Tephritidae. The transcript has 2 exons. Bases 97 to 1089 code for a protein of 330 amino acids.
UGAGGCGCUGAAUGCCAAAGUGGUAAAGUACUAUAUACAUAUAUGUAUAUAUAUGGAGUACGACAAGUGGAGUGGACAAACGAGCACCGUUAGAAGAUGGCAAUGGUGGUAAUGUUGGGACGACGAGAGCAGCUGGCGCUACUAUUAUUGGCUAUUUUUGCCUUUCAACAAUCGGAAGGAUUCUUCAAGAAGCUGAUCACCAUUGAGGACGAUGGCAUUAAUGAUGACAGCCAUGAACAUGUUAAUCUAAAAUUUCCAACAGUUAAGUUCCUUAAACCCUUCAAUCUCUUUGAUAAGAAGAAAGAAAAACUCGAAAAGAAGGGUGACGCUUUGGGUUCUUUAAUAGAAAAGAAGUUAGAGAAAUGGGAGGAGAAAAAAGAUAAAUUCGAUGAAAAGUUAAUGGGUUUCAUUGAUUUCUUUAAAGAAAAAGAGCAUGCAAAGUUGGAAAAGAAAGAUCCAGUUAAAGAUAAAAAACCGCCAGCGCCGGUAUCUCCGCCAGCACCAGCACCAGCGCCUGUUUACGGGCCACCGCCCGCAUAUGGCCCAGCCCCACAUCCUGCACCUGCACCAUACCAUCCACCUGCUCCACACCAUCCACCUGCUCCACACCAUCCACCUGCCCCACACCAUCCACCAGUAGCAUACCACGCACCUGCUCCAUACCACCCACCAGCUCCAGCUUAUGGACCGCAGCCUGCAGCGCCACCGUCAUAUAAAGCACCUGCGCCUAGCUAUGGACAUGCACCAGCGCCGUCAUACAAAGCGCCUGCACCCGCACCUGCUUACGGACCGCCACCAGCGCCGGCCUACCGAGCACCCGCUUAUGCACCAGCUUAUGGACCUCCACCCGCAUACGGUCACCACCGUCCAACACCUGCCCCUAGAUAUGGACAUUCGUCACAUUCCUAUUCCCACUACAAGCCAUCAAGACCAGCUCCUCCAGCGCCACAUCGUUACUAUGUAGAACACGACUGCAGCGAGGAACAAACGUACUCUUACAAGCCGAGUCGACCAGUCAGACCAAAGCCGAAGCCAAAGCCAGCAACACAUUAUGGCGAUUGUGAUUAUGAAGUGCGUUACUUCACAUAAAUUUAGUUAGAACACUUUUAAUGAAUUUUGAGAUAUUUUUGCCAAAAUUAAAUACUAUACUGAAAUACA